Hibiscus syriacus is the source of this 432-nucleotide messenger RNA. RefSeq names its product transcription factor MYB17-like. Lineage: Eukaryota; Viridiplantae; Streptophyta; Magnoliopsida; Malvales; Malvaceae. The record is from RefSeq and is a predicted model, not a curated record. The transcript is spliced from 2 exons. The coding region runs from base 1 to 432 and encodes 143 amino acids.
AUGGCUGCACCAAUUGGUUUAGCCAAUGGUGACCCAAAAUGGGUGUCGAACCUAACUCACAUGGCUCAAUGGGAGAGUGCUCGACUCGAAGCCGAAGCAAGGUUAGUUAAAGAGUCAUCCAAACAACUAAACUGCAGGCAGGCCUACAAUGGCGUCAUCGCCCCGCUCAACCUGCAUUGCCUUGAUAUAUUAAAAGCCUGGCAAAACCUGCAACUCGAGGAAACAGUAAUAGACAAUGACGACAACGACGACAACGAUGACAAUAGUAGAAACCCAUGGAACAUGAGAACUUGCAGCAGUGUCGACGAUGAUGAUUUGAAAUUGAUUAAAGGGUUCUCAAAAGAGUUUAGUGGCUGCGAAAGUGAGGGUCGUAAUGAUGAGAACAGUGACUAUUGGGAUGAUAUAUUUAAUCUUGUUGAUUGUGAUAAUUAG